UGCGGCGGCCGGCGGGCUGAGCGCGGGGGGAUGCGCGCUGCGCCGCGCAGCCAUGUCGCGGGUGAGCGGCCCCGGCCCCGGCCCGGCCGGCAGCGCCAAGGAGAAGCGCUCCUUCAGCAAGCGGCUGUUCCGCGGGCGGGCGGCGGGCGGCGGCUCGGCCCCGUCCGCCUCGCCGACCCCGUCCGGGCGGUCGCUCGGCGGGUUCAUGAGCCGCGUGCUGAAGACCCUCUCCACUCUCUCGCACUACAGCAGCGAGCCCGAGUCCCGCGGCCCGCACGCCCCGCGCCUGCCCCCGCCGCAGGCGGCCGGCGGCCUGGGCAGCUGCUUCCCGCCGGGCCCGCCGCGCAGCCCCGAGCCCCCGCCGCGGCCCGCCGGGGGCCCGGAGGCCGUGCCCGGCGUGGCGGGGCUGCGCAACCACGGCAACACCUGCUUCAUGAACGCCAUCCUGCAGUGCCUCAGCAACACCGAGCUCUUCGCCGAGUUCCUGGCGCUGGAGCAGUUCCGCGGGGGGCCGCCCCCCGCCGCCCCCAGCCCCGCCGCCGACGGACCGCCGGCCGCGCCCGGCGAGGUCACAGAGCAGCUGGCGCAGCUGGUGCGGGCGCUCUGGACGCUGGAGUACACCCCGCAGCACAGCCGCGACUUCAAGAACAUUGUGUCCAAGAACGCCAUGCAGUACCGCGGGAACGCCCAGCACGACGCGCAGGAGUUCCUGCUGUGGCUCCUCGACAGAGUCCACGAGGAUCUGAACAACGUGGUGAACUACAGUGGGAUGCCUCCGCUCAAGCCGCCCCUGGAGGAUGAUGUGCUGCUCGAGGGACCAGCCUUUCCAAUCAGCAGUACUUUCGUGCAGGAACUCUUUCAAGCCCAGUACAGGUCCUCUCUGACGUGCCCUCAUUGCCAGAAGCAGAGCAACACCUUUGACCCUUUCCUCUGCAUCUCUCUGCCAAUUCCUUUGCCUCAUACACGGCCGCUCUACGUGACCGUGGUGUACCAGGGCAAGUGCUCUCACUGCAUGCGCAUUGGUGUGGCUGUGCCAGUGGUGGGGACGGUGGCCAGGCUGCGGGAAGCUGUGUCCUCAGAAACCAAGAUACCAACAGAACAGAUUGUGCUGACAGAGAUGUACUAUGAUGGGUUUCACCGUUCCUUCUGCGACACUGAUGACCUGGACACCAUUCAUGAAAGCGACUGCAUUUUUGCCUUUGAGACCCCAGAGAUAUUUAGGCCUGAGGGUAUCCUCAGUCAGAGAGGAAUACAUGUGAACAAUAACCUGAAUAACUUGAAAUGCGGCACUGAACACUCCCGAACAGUAUCUUACACUCAAGGAGCAGCAAAGUCUGGAAAACUGGAGCAGUCCUCUCCUAAACCAGCAGCAAAUGACAAGAUUGUCUUGCUGGUGUGUAACCGAGCGUGCACUGGGCAGCAGAGCAAAAGGUUUGGCUUGCCCUUUGUGUUGCAUUUGGAAAAAACAAUUGCUUGGGAUAUUCUGCAGAAGGAAAUCCUGGAGAAGAUGCAGUAUUUCCUGCGGCCUGCAGCCUGCCUGCAGGUUUGCCCAUUCAGCUUGCGAGUGGUUAGUGUUGUGGGCAUAACGUACUUGCUACCUCAGGAGGAGCGACCCCUCUGCCACCCAACGGUGGAAAGGGCAUUGAAGUCAUGUGGACAGGGGGGAACUGCUCAUGUGAAAUUAGUGGUAGAAUGGGACAAAGAAACUAAAGAUUACUUGUUUGUGAACACUGAAGAGGAAUAUAUUCCAGACUCUGACAGUGUCCGCCAGCAGAGAGAGCUUCAUCACCAACCUCAGACCUGCACUUUAUCUCAGUGUUUCCAACUGUACACCAAAGAGGAACAGCUUGCCCCAGAUGACGCAUGGCGAUGCCCACACUGCAAGCAACUGCAGCAGGGUAGCAUCACACUGAGCCUCUGGACCUUACCGGAUGUUCUCAUCAUACAUCUCAAAAGGUUUCGACAGGAAGGAGACCGAAGGAUGAAACUUCAGAACAUGGUUAAGUUCCCCCUGAAUGGUUUGGACAUGACUCCUCACGUUGUGAAACGCAGCCAGAGCAGCUGGAGUUUGCCAUCUCACUGGUCACCCUGGAGGAGGCCCUAUGGUCUUGGGAGGGAUCCUGAGGACUAUAUCUAUGACCUGUAUGCUGUCUGCAAUCAUCAUGGCACCAUGCAGGGGGGACACUAUACAGCAUAUUGCAAAAAUUCGGUUGAUGGUCAGUGGUACUGCUUUGAUGACAGUGAUGUUCAGCAACUUCCUGAAAAUGAAGUCUGCAAGCAAACAGCUUACAUUCUUUUCUACCAGAGGCGCACAGCAAUCCCAUCCUGGUCUGCCAACAGCUCUGUGGCAGGCUCCACAAGCUCCUCGCUCUGUGAGCACUGGGUCAGCCGCCUGCCCGGCAGCAAGCAGCCCAGCAUCGCUUCGGCAGCCUCCUCGCGGCGCACAUCCCUGGCUUCGCUCUCGGAAUCAGUAGAGCUGACUGGGGAAAGGAGUGAAGAUGAUGGAGGAUUUUCGACUCGUCCCUUUGUGCGAAGUGUCCAGCGCCAGAGCCUGUCAUCCCGAUCGUCUGUCACCAGCCCGCUGGCAGUGAGUGAGAACGGUGUCAGGCCCUCCUGGUCCCUCUCUGCGAAGCUGCAGCUGCGCUCCAACUCACCAUCGCGCUUCUCUGGAGACUCCCCGGUGCACACCUCUGCUUCCACCCUGGAGAAGAUCGGGGAGGCUGCUGACGAUAAAGUCUCCACCUCCUGCUUUGGCAGCCUGAGGAACCUCUCUAGCAGCUACCUGGAGCCCUGCGAUGGCAGUCGGCGGGAGCACAGGACGGCUCGCAGGGCUCCUUUGGCCGUCAUGGAAGGGGCGUUCAGGGAAGAGGCUGUUGUAAGGACAUCUAGCUCAGAUCUUUCAGAUGAGUAUGGCAAAAGCUCUGUGCAGCCAGACAGGAAUCACCCUGCUUUGGACCCUUUUGAUAACAACAACCAAAUCGCCUUUGUUGAUCAGAGUGAUUCUGUGGAUAGCUCUCCUGUCAAGGAGGUGAAAGCCCCCGGUGGGACGGUGCUGGCUGCAGAGAAGGCAGAUGGCACUCCUAAGAAGGUUCACAGCUCCAAGGGAGUUUCUGAGCCAGACAAAAGUUUGAGGAAGGGACGGACAGGCUUAUCUACGCAAGAGACCAAAGUCUCUCAUGCUUCUCCUCCUCCACUAAAGAGUGCCCAGAAAGUGUCCCGGUCUAGAAGUAAGACGGACUCCUCUAGGGCCAGCGGGCGCCAUGGGUCUCCCGCUCCCACUCAGGCUAGGAGGGACCAUAGCACGAAGCCCCUUGAGGUGGCUGUCCCAUCGGCCCAGCAGAAGCAAAGGCCAGGUUCAUCUCCAUCCUCCACAGCUGCCAAGAGAACCCCAUCGGGCUCAUUGACUAAGGGCUCUUCUGCUGGGAAGAGCCGGACUUCAGACCGAAGCCUCAGCAGGGAGGGCUCUAAGCUAAGCCUGGGGUCGGAUAAGACGAGCGUUACCAGCAGCUCGAGAACGAGCUCCCCGCGGAUCAGCCACUCCAGGAGCGACAGCCGCGCCGUGGACAGCAAGCACGUGCGGAGCUCCUCCAUGGCCAACCUGCGGUCUCCAAACGUGGGUGUGCGCUCCGCCCUGAAGAGGGACAGCAAGUCAGAGGAGAAGGGGCUGUCCUUCUUUAAAUCGGCCUUAAGGCAGAAGGAGACGCGGAGGUCAGCAGACCUGGGGAAGACCACGAUGCUCUCCAAAAAGACGGGGAGUGGCAGUUCCAAGUCAGGCAGUAAAAACGUGCUGGAAGAUAAAUCAGAGAAAGGUGUUGUCCCACCAGCCUCCCAAACCAAUGCCAACCUUACUGCAAAAGAAAAACUUGUCCCUAAAGACGCUGCCCCCAGCAAACAUUCUCUGCUACCCAGUCGCAAGUCCAAGUCUUCCCAGCUAGAUCCCGGAGUCCAGUCUCCUCCUUCCAGUGGCAAGCAGGCUGCUGACAAGCCACUGAAAAGGUUACCUUCCAGCAUGCAGGUGUCUGUACGGCCUUCUCUGGAACCUCAGUGAAAUGCUGCAAUCCAGGUGUCUUUUCUUCUGCUGAGAAGCUAAUUUAUUGAGCUCUUGUUUUUUUGUUCAUGUGCCUAAUGUCUGUUUUGAGGAGAAGUUAACUGCAAGUUGUUAAAGCGCCUUUUGAUUCUGCCAUCAAACCAAAUAGCCACAGGCAGCCAGCACUGAUGCAAGUAGUCUAGCUGGAGUCGUUGUUGAACAUGAAUGCAGCUGUCCCAUA
Pezoporus flaviventris is the source of this 4268-nucleotide messenger RNA. It is a transcript of the gene USP31, whose product is annotated as ubiquitin specific peptidase 31. NCBI's taxonomy places the organism in Eukaryota, Metazoa, Chordata, Aves, Psittaciformes, Psittacidae. The transcript is spliced from 16 exons. The record is from RefSeq and is a predicted model, not a curated record. Gene Ontology annotation, biological process: protein deubiquitination. Gene Ontology annotation, molecular function: cysteine-type deubiquitinase activity. The coding region runs from base 53 to 4048 and encodes 1331 amino acids.